GGCUUUACCGGGUGGUGGCACGCACCCCUGUCCCUGUCGCCUCCUCACGUUUAUCGCCACCCCGCCCGGUCAAGUACAGUACUCGAGUUGUACGCUGUCUGCCCCCCCGCCCUUGGAUGCGCCUCGCCGCCGCCGGCAAUGGCCUCCGCCGUCGCUAGCAACGUGCACGCGGGACCCGCCGCCGCGGGAGCCAUGUCGUUCGGCUGGCUCGGCCCGCGCCUGUCGUUCGGCAGCCCCCGCGACGCCGCCGCCGUCGUGGAGGUGGCGGAGGAGCCCAAGGCCGAGCCCGCGAUCUCCAAGGACUUCAUCGACUUCGAGUUCAGCCUCGGCGGGGCGGCCACCAUGCUUCCGGCCGACGAGCUGUUCGCCGACGGGAAGCUGCUCCCGCUCCGGCCGCAAGCUACCGCGGGGAAGGCGGAGCCGGAGCGGCGGGACACGUCGCUGGUCGCGGAGAUCCUGCCUUCCACGCCGGAGCGGGUCAAGGCGGUGCACCCGGCGGCGGCUGAGGCGGCGCUCGACCCGUACGUGUUCUCGCCCAAGGCGCCGACGUGCUCCAGCCGGUGGCGGGAGCUGCUGCGGCUCAGGAAGGUCCAGACGCCGCAGAAGCCGUCCCCGGCGGCGUCGCCGUCGGCGUCCCCCGCGCCGACCGCGGCAACGCCGUCGAGGGCGUCCAACUCCUCCGCGGCCAGGUCCCUGAAGCUGCUCCUCCUCCAGCGGAACGGCGGCCGCGCGUCGGGCGCCGCGGCGUCGGACCUCUCCGCGGCGCCGCUCCUCCGCGACAGCUCCGACUCGGAGGCGUCCAUCUCGCUCGCCUCCUCCCGCUUCUCGCUCUCCUCCUCCUCGUCGUCCUCCGCUCACGACCACGACGACUUCCCGCGCCACUCCCUCGACUCCGUCGACCCCACCCCGCGCCCCCGCAUCCGUCUCGUCCGCUCGCACCCCCAGGCGGCGCCCCAGCCCCAGGCGCACACACCCACCGCCUCCGUUCCCUCGCGCGCCGGCCACAGCCCCGCCCGCCGCCGCCCCUCGACACCGCAGGCACCGCCGCCGCCUAGCAUGGUCUCCGUGGACUCCCCGCGCAUGAACGCUUCCGGCAAGAUCGUGUUCCAGGGCCUGGAGCGCAGCUCCAGCUCCCCGGCCGGCAGCGUCCACUCCUCCAUGCGGUCGCGGUCACGCGUCAUGGACCGGUCCUACUCCGCCGGCGUCCGCGCCACGCCGGUGGUGCUCAACGUCCCCGUGUGCUCGCGGCCGGUGUUCGGCUUCUUCAAGGACAAGAAGGAUGCCACGGCCAAGGACGCCGCGUCCUCGCGGCCGCGGUCCGCGCUCGGCCGGAGGACGGCGGCCACCCCGGCACCCGGCGGAGCGAACUGCCGAGAUCUCGGCAAUGGUAACUGACAUCGCCUUUGACUAAGCUUAGUAUCAUUAGCAGUAGCGUUAGGCAGUAAUUUCUUCAGUCCGAAAAAGAAAACAGAUCAAAAAAGAGUUUUAGAAGUUUGGGGUGGCGAAGUUAAGAGAGGUUAGUUUGAGAUCUGGAGAAGAGUACGAAACAAUUGGGAGGAUAGUUCGGUGAGCUGAUUUUGCUUUUGUGAGGCUAGAGUUUUCCGAGCAAUUCGAUUAACACCCGCCCGUUUUGGGUUUUGCUCCUGUAAAUUCUGUCUGUCCUGUGUUUUUUUUGCUACCCUUUCCAGCUUUGAUCCUUGAACAAUCCAUUGUAAUCCUAAGCACAUUUGAUCUCAUGCUCUCAGUUGAAUUUCCCAGUGAAGAAAUGGAAAAACUUUUGUGCA
Setaria italica (foxtail millet) is the source of this 1784-nucleotide messenger RNA. Its product is annotated as zinc finger CCCH domain-containing protein 18. The record is from RefSeq and is a predicted model, not a curated record. Bases 139 to 1395 code for a protein of 418 amino acids. The transcript has a single exon. NCBI's taxonomy places the organism in Eukaryota, Viridiplantae, Streptophyta, Magnoliopsida, Poales, Poaceae.